CUCAACUGUCAUGUCAGGCGGUUUAUUAGUUCGACUUCUUCGUUUCCUUUUGCGAGGAAAUUACAUACCUACAUUACAUUUGUGCCACAAAAUAGUUACACUCGGAAGAUAUUAGUUAAAUUCGUAUAUUAAAGUUUGGAAUAUUAUGAACAACGAGUUCACCGUAACUUUUUAUUCACGAUUUUAUUAGCAACAAAUAAUUUGUGUCCACUGUCGGUGUUGUAUUAUGUUCAUGAAAACAAUUUUCCGUUCUGUUUAUUAUUUACAAAUACGUUUUCUGAAUAAUGUGAAGCUUAUAUUGUACGUCACACGCGACUGACCACUGAAAUCGCACAGUUUACAUUGAAAAUUCUAUCAAAAUGCGUGUGUAUAUGAAGAGACUUAUUCUGAUUGUGAUUGUAUGUGGAUUAUUAUGGAUAAUAAUGCCGUAUUCGCAAAGAAUAGAGAUUCCUUCGAUGUCGAAGUCAAGCGACCUGCAAAACAUGGAGAAGAGGAUAGAUAUUUUAAAAUUGGAAUUAAGUAAUCAAAUGGAUAAAAGCAAAGUUUUGCUUGAAAAGGUCGCGGAGUUGAAAGAGGCUUUGGACUCAAAGAGAGUUAAUUUGAAGGGUAAAGGAGAUGGGAAAACUUUGGAUACAGCCAGGAACUUGGUACUGCCAAUACUGGUGAUCGCCUGCGACCGGGUCACAGUCUCGAGGUGUCUCGAGAACUUGGUGAAGUACAGACCGGACAAACGGAUGUUUCCUAUUAUAGUCAGUCAGGAUUGCGGUCACAACGCGACUUACAGGGUCAUAAAGUCGUUCACCGACUCUGACCCCUCCAUAACGGUGGUCAGACAGCCUGACCAGUCGGCAAUAGCGCUGCCGAAGACGAAGGUCAAGUUCGCCGGCUACUACAAGAUAGCGAGGCACUUCAAGUUCGCGCUUGACCACGUUUUGCAUACCCUGGGUCACGACGCUGUCAUCAUUGUUGAAGACGAUCUGGACAUCUCACAAGACUUCUAUGAAUACUUCCUGGGUACCUAUCCGUUGCUGUUGGAAGAUGAUAGUCUAUGGUGCAUAUCGGCGUGGAACGACAACGGCAAAAGAGACGUCAUCGACUUAUCCGCACCGGAGCUGCUACACAGAACGGACUUCUUCCCGGGACUAGGCUGGAUGAUCAUGAGGCACACGUGGACAAAAUUAGCUGAAGAAUGGCCACCAGCGUUCUUCGACGACUGGCUUCGUAACCCGAUGAACACGGACGGUAAGGCGUGCAUCAGACCGGAGAUAUCCAGGACGCAUACAUUUGGCAAGAUAGGCGUAAGCAAAGGUCUCUUCUACGAAAAUCAUUUGAAGAGUAUGCACCUCAAUACAAAGUAUGUGGAGUUCACUAAACUGGACCUCUCGUAUUUGCUCAAGAAAUUCUACGACCCUGCGCUAGAAGAAACCGUAUCAUCACUCCCGGUGACCACGGCGGAUCAGCUGGAGGCGAUGCCGCGCGGCUCCGACGCCGUCAAGCUGACGUACUCCAACGCCAGGAGCUUCCAGCACCAGGCCAGGGUGCUGGGCCUGAUGGACGAUUUCAGGAGUGGCGUACCGCGAACAGCUUACCGCGGUAUUGUCACGUGCAUGUACCGCGGUAGACGAGUCUACCUCGUGCCCAGUUUCCCGUGGGAGAAAUAUGACCCAUCGUGGGGCUAGCGAUUGAGAAAGAUGAUAGUUCCGUGAAGAAAGUGAUGUAAAGUGAAAAAAAAAGUGAUGUGAAGUGAAAAACCUUUAAAAAACAAAGAAAGAGUGUUGUGAAAUAUUAAAUGAUAUUUCAAAUAUAAAAAUGAUAUAAUUUACUAGAAAAAAUUAAAUAAAUAAAUAAAUGGUGUAAAUACGACAUUAGCUCCUACUAACGUGUACAGUGAUGAAAUUAAAAAAUUAAUAUAAAAUGAAUUAAUAAAAGUGGCAAAGUGAUAUUGAUAAGCAACUAACUCUGGUUUCUACAAUAUAAUAUGAUGGAUUAUAGUUAAAUUGAAAAUUUGCUGGAGGGAACCAAAGGUAUUAAAAUUUGCCAAUAAGAGAAGGAUAUGCAUGUUUCCCUAACAUUCAGAUUUUUCAUUAAAAUUAAUAAAACCAUUUCAUAUUAUACGUAUAGAAUAAUUGAUAAGGUAUAUAUAAUUGUAAAAACUGCCACUAUACUAAAAGGGAAAAAUGUGUAUAGCCUUGAACCAAAAAUAUGUUAGAUAAUCUUCCUUUACUUUAAAAAAAAAUAUUUUCAAUAAAGUCUGAUAUAAUUGUAUAUAAAAAUUGUAUGUGUGAAAUGUAAUGUAGUAUUACACACAUAAAGCAAUACUAUUUUAAUCUAUAUAAAACCUUUUUUGAGUGAGUGACUGACAGACAACGCACAGUCCCAACAGCUGGGUUUAGAAAUUUGAAAUUUGUCAUGUAGGUUUCUUAUAAUGGUCUAAGUUUCCAAUAAAAGAGGGUGUCCCGAAAUUCCCGCGGGAACGGCAAAUAACGGGACUUUUCCAAACGCGGGUGGAGCUGCGGGCUACUCCAAUUCCUUUUAAUUAAAUUUUUAAAAUAUUUCAAUGUGUUUGGCUACCAAUUACAUACAUAUAGUCACGUCUAUAUCCCUUGCGGGGUAGACAGGACCAACAGUCCUGAAGAGACUGACAGGCCACGUUCAGCUGUUUUAUGAUACAAUUGAGAUUCAAAUAGUGACAGGUUGCUGGCCCAUCGCCUAAAAUAAGAAUCCCAAGUUAAAAAGCCUAUAUCCCUUGGCUACCAAUUUGCUGUAAAUAUUACAUUAUUAAGAGCCAGCACAGGGUUUCCUAGCAAUAAAUAAGUUUACACCUUGUCCCAUUCGUAUUUCGGCCCUUUACCAUUUCGUUCAAUUUCGUAAAAAAUAGAAAACAAAAUAUUUUUUUCCUUCAAAAUGGUGAUCACAUUUUAAUGCAUCGUCCAAGUGCUAUUUUCAUUAGUUUUUAUAUUAGGUCUUUAUAACAUUUUAUGUCAGCUUGUCCUCAAGAUAUAUGGACGUAUGUAUGACGGUUUGAUUCAUUUUCUUCUUCCUGACGUAAGUCCCAGUAACGUCCUCAUCUCUAGAGAGGAGCCUGGGCUGCGCGCCUUGUGACCAUGGUAAGGCAGGUUUUUCUAAUCUGUUGCCACCUUUGCAUGCGAACCUAACCCAUAUUGGAUCAUUGUAAUGUCUGCACUAGAUCAAUUUGUGCCUAUGCCUUUAUAAGUUUAUAUUUAUAUACUAAUUACUAUGUAUGUUGCAUCUCAUCUCUUUUAUGGCUCAAAAUAGGUAAGGAGUUUGUAAAUAGUUCCGAAUAGCUAAAAUAAGGCAUAUUUGUAAUUAUAUUGUCAAACGGGACAUAUCUUAUAUUUUGUGAAAUUCUCCUAAAGAUAUUAAUAUAUUGUUAAAAGUAAUAAUUUAAUUUGUAAGUUUAAUAUACUGUGAUGUACAUUUUUACGACAGGAAUUUCUUAUAUGUACUUUUGAAAAAUCAAGAUUUAUAUCUUGAAGCUUAUUUAUCUUAAUUUUACCUUUAAGUUUAAACCUAUGUACUUUUGUUUCUUAUGUUUAUGAUUCUCGAUGUUUUCUGUAAACAUAAGUAAGUAAAUUAAAAUAAGAACGAUUAGCACACUAUCAAAGUUAAUUAUAAUUUGAAUCAUAUUUUUUUUUUUGGUAGAAUUACAUCACAUUUCUUUCACCCUCGCCUCACAUAUAUACAAAAAGUCACGGAGAUCGGUACAGUGGUUUAACUAUGAAAAGGUAAAAAAGAAACAAAUUUACUUCCGCAUUUAUAUUAUUUGGGAUUCAAGAUGUUCUUCGUUUGGUAUUGCCAUUUAUUCCUUAAAGUAAAUUUGAUAAAAUUGGGGUUCGUCAUAUUGGCUGUUACAGAUUGAUUUAUAACCAAAUUGGUUAUUGAUAAAUCUUGUAAUUAAUUACUUACUUGUGUGCAAUUUAACCAAAAAGUAACAAUUUAAAAUAAAAGGAAAAUACCAGAGUCCUUAUAAACAUGGAAUCCCAUGAGUUCAAUUAUUAACUUUUUAAGAGUUUUAUUUUAUUCCCUAAAAAUAAACACUUAAUUUCGUGGUUUUCAUUUAUAUUUGAGUAGUUAUUAAGUUACCAGUUUUUAUUUAUUGUUUAGUAGGUAAUUGUAUACAGUCCUAAAUUUGUUAAGUCCAAUUUUAAAAUUAUACUGUAUAAGACUGUGAUUUGCAUUGUAUAUAGAAAGAUACAUGUAAAUAGGCUAUGUUAUGAUUUAAUAUAAAAUAUUGUUUUA
Messenger RNA from Amyelois transitella, 4260 nucleotides. It is a transcript of the gene gly, whose product is annotated as alpha-1,3-mannosyl-glycoprotein 2-beta-N-acetylglucosaminyltransferase. Gene Ontology annotation, molecular function: alpha-1,3-mannosylglycoprotein 2-beta-N-acetylglucosaminyltransferase activity. Gene Ontology annotation, biological process: protein N-linked glycosylation. The record is from RefSeq and is a predicted model, not a curated record. The transcript has 9 exons. Gene Ontology annotation, cellular component: Golgi apparatus. Bases 360 to 1679 code for a protein of 439 amino acids. Lineage: Eukaryota; Metazoa; Arthropoda; Insecta; Lepidoptera; Pyralidae.